AGACUGUAACUUGCUCUCGCCUGCUCCAUGAACGGCGAGAACUUCGCUGCCAGCGAGAGGCUGGUGGCCGCAGCGUACGUGCGGCAGGGGGCGCAGGGUCGCCGUGCGCACGAGCUCCGCCUGCGGGCGCUGCUGGAGCAGGGUAAGUGUCCUGAAGAUGGAUGGGAUGAAAGUACCAUUGAACUCUUUCUUCAUGAACUUGCCAUUAUGGAUAGCAACAAUUUUCUGGGGAAUUGUGGUGUGGGUGAGAGGGAAGGAAGAGUGGCAUCAGGACUUGUUGCCCGUCGGCAUUACAGGUUGAUCCAUGGAAUCGGAAGGUCAGGUGAUAUUUCUGCUGUCCAGCCUAAAGCAGCAGGUUCUAGCCUUCUGAACAAACUUACUAAUUUGAUAGUUCUGGACAUUAUAAAGCUGGCUGGUGUCCGGACAGUGACCAGUUGUUUUGUGGUUCCCAUGGCAACCGGCAUGAGUCUAACCCUUUGUUUCUUAACACUACGGCACAAGAGACCAAAGGCAAAAUAUAUUAUUUGGCCACGUAUAGACCAGAAAUCUUGCUUUAAAUCUAUGAUAACUGCAGGUUUUGAGCCUGUGGUGAUAGAGAAUGUAUUAGAAAAUGAUGAGCUGCGCACAGACCUCCAGGGUGUGGAAGCUAAAAUCCAGGAGCUUGGGGCUGAAAAUGUCCUUUGUGUUCAUUCUACAACUUCCUGCUUUGCCCCAAGGGUACCUGACAGACUGGAAGAACUUGCUGUGAUUUGUGCUAAUUAUGACAUUCCCCAUAUUGUCAACAAUGCAUAUGGAGUUCAGUCUUCAAAAUGUAUGCAUCUCAUCCAGCAGGGUGCUCGAGUAGGUAGAAUAGAUGCUUUCAUCCAGAGCCUGGACAAAAAUUUUAUGGUUCCAGUAGGUGGAGCUAUCAUUGCUGGCUUCAAUGAUUCCUUCAUAAAAGAGAUCAGUAAAAUGUAUCCAGGAAGAGCAUCAGCAUCUCCUUCCUUAGAUGUCUUUAUUACUCUACUAUCACUAGGUGCAAAUGGCUACCGACAGCUACUAAAACAAAGAAAGGAAAUGUUUUUGUAUCUUACAAGUGAGCUGAAGAAGUUGGCAGAAAUCCACAAUGAGAGACUGUUGGAUACACCACACAACCCUAUUUCAUUAGCCAUGUCGCUAAAGAACCUAGAGGAACACAGUGACACUGCUGUUACACAACUUGGAUCUAUGCUUUUUACAAGACAAGUUUCUGGAGCUAGGGUGGUUCCCCGAAGUUUUCAGCAAACAGUGAAUAACUAUACAUUCAAAGGCUUUAUGUCACAUACAAAUAACUACCCUUGUGCUUACCUCAAUGCUGCUUCAGCAAUUGGCAUGAAAAAGCAAGAUGUGGACAUGUUCCUUAAAAGACUCGAUAAGUGUUUGAAGACUUUUGGAAAAGAAACAAACAAAGGAAAAGACGUGCCUAAAACAAAUGAUUGUAAUGCAGAUCUAGUCAAGGGAGAACCAGAAGAACCAAACAAGAUGUAGAUUUUGGAACUUAGUGUAAUUUAUUCCUGCAAGAUGUCAAGUUUGUAUCAUAUUGCAUUAUGAAUCUUCAGUUCUGGGAAUUAGAAAUUUAACCCUUGUUAAAAAACAUCUUGGAUAAAAUUCAUAUUAAAAAUAUUGUUGGAAGAUAGUCACUUCCCUGUGCAUAGAGGCCCAGCCACUAGGCUUCUGCAUCACCACUUAUGCCGUCAAAAUAGACUUUAUUUUGGCACUCUCCUUGAGGCCAAAUUUGAAUUGGAAUUGGAGAAGUACCUGAAGAAAGAAUCAAUGAAUAGUGAGGAAUAUUUUAAACUGAAUUUUCUGUGGUGGUAUUUGCACUACUGGUUUAUAUGGAAGCCUUUUAUUAAUUUCAUCAAAUGUCUAUUGAAUGAGGGCAUUCCCGUAUUUAUACUGAUUAAUUCAUGACGGCCAUGUACAGCCAGUCCCCACUGAAUCUUUGUGUGAAUGAGAGGAGAGUUGGGUAUUAAAUAGCAUUUAAAAAAAUGCAAGGAAGUGAGGCAGCUCAAAGUGGUAAUUUCUUAUGAUCUCUUACCUAGUAAUGCUCAGAAUAGCUGUAAUAGCAGCCACAUAUUUAAAGUCUGGAUAGUUUUCACAGCCAAGGAACUGCAGUGCCUCAUGUAUUUGAUCUCUGCCUUGAUAAUGGCUCUCCUGUAAGAAAGCAAUCAGUGGACCUGAGGCAGGGAGAGAUAGUAGUGUCAUUGAGCUUUGAGGAGGUUACAGCAGUUAAGAGAUCAGCUGGCCCCUGUGGGUGUCCUGGGAUGUAAGAUGCACUCUAGCACUUGGAUAAUAUGAAGACUUACUUCUGAACCAUCUCCUGUAGGUGAUGCUAUUGCUGCACCAGCUAUAGUCUGGCGCUGACUGAAUUGGUUAGCCUAGCAAAAUAUUGGUGUUCUGAAAAUGAGGGGCCUGUAUCACUGACACGUUGACUGUUGGUUUAAAUAGUUGGUUUAGAUUAGUAAAGUUUUUAGUUUAAUUCCCCUUUUUAAUGUAGCAUAUACAGAGUGGCAGUUGCCAAGUCAUUUAUUAGCUCAACUCUGCAAUAUUUCUCUGUCAGUCUGUCAUGAUGCCUUGGAGCACCACAUUUAUUUCAGGGAAUGUCCUAGAUUUUUCAUACAUGGAGAACCAUACACCUUUGUUGACUACUAAAUCAAAAUAUUGGCCCUUUCCUAAAGGUUUGUGUAUGUAAAGGAAUAAGAUAAAUAAUGAAAAUGGGGACAUUAGUGCACAUAAGCUAAAGUGCAUUAGCUCCGUGUGGCUGCUUUCAUUCAGAAAAAAGUGGCCUUAGUUCACUAUAUUUAAGCUUGAAGAUUUGCUGCCACUGUUUCACCGCUACUCCUAUGUGAGCCAGCUACAUGCACCUACUUGUGCUACAGUCACAUCUGAUAUACAGACAUAUCCUAAGAGAUAUGUAAUACAUAGGUUGAUCCCUGGUCCUUGUGACUGUAAGCACACUCUCCUACCUUGCGUUUGUCAAGGUCAUAGCAUACUACAGCCUUCACCACUGCACAAAGCUCUGGCACAGUUUUGAGGUGCAAAAAGAUGGCAUGGUUCCUGCCGCUAUGUUAUAUGUUGGAGCAGUUAAUCAAAACUGCAGAGAUUUAGUCAAAUCCUCCUCCUGUUCAUGAGUCAUGGUCAUUCAUUCAGGGAACAAACAAAUUAAAGCUUAGAUGAGUAUUUCACAGAAUUCAAAUAUUAAACUCUCCUCUAUGGUCUCAGGUGGUGUGUGCCAGCAGUUUUACAGACUUAAAUAAGCAUUUGGUGAAUAAUAUUCCCAAAUAAACAAUUCAAGAAAAAAAAGAAAAUUGCACUUGGCUCAAGGGGUAUUAAGAGCAGAAAAACAUCUUAAAUAAAUUGCUUAUUGCAAAUAAUUCACUCAACUCUACUGGUUAAUGGAUUUGACUAGGUACUGAGCUACCUCUUCUAGUUUAAAAUCUUCUGGUUCUCAAGUUAUUUUGGAUUAGAUGAGUUAUAUUAUCUCCUCUAUGGAAUAACGUGAAACAGGUAAAACUAUUCUAAUGACUUUUUCAUUACCAGUUUGAAAACAUCCUCAUUUACUCUGUUUUAACCUCCUUGUGGUCCUUCUCCUUUCAUACUUGUUAGGAAAUAGGGCUUGGGUCUUUGGUCUCUGGUCUUCUUUUAUGCACAGUAAUUGGGCAGCCACGUAGACAUUUUCAGACAUCUUCUUUAUGGUGAUAACAUGCAAAUCUACUUCACCACUUAUGACACCUCUCCUUCUCCAGUCCCAGAUCUCAGCAGUCUUUCUUCCUGAUAUUUCUGUGGCUAAAAUUUAGUAACUUAUUUUUCAUCAUCUCUUGCUUUCUUAUAUUGUCACAGGGAUCCCUCUGUAACCCAACUUGUAUCCACACUGAACUGAUUCUUCCUUCACCACAGCUCAAAAUAUUGUCCGUUUUGAUCUCUACAGAUUAGAGCUGGACAGAAAAUUAUUUCCAUCCUAUGGGAUUGAAAAAUUCUGCUGGCAGUUUCUGACAGAAAAACAUUUAAUCGAUUAAAAAGUAACCAAUGACUCCAAUAUAUAUAUCAACACUUGUCUGCAUCCUGCUUAUUUCCUCUGUUCAUUACUGUGACCUUUCCAGUGUCCAGAUACUGAAAUUGUUCACCAAAAUGAGAAUGUUAAAUGAUCUUUUGCUUUUAAUCUGCUGUCAUUCUUUCAUCCUUAAAGUCCCUCCACUAGCUCCUUCCCUACUUCUUCAGAUUUAAAUUACUUUUACCUUUUCUACUUAAUGCUAGUGAUGCCUAUAUCCAACUUGUACCUCAUCUUGAAGAAUUCCUGUGUAAGUUUAUGUAUGAAAGUAGUUCCAUUAAAGAGAUGUGUAAUUACCAUAUUUAUUUGAAUACAAAACAAGGUGUUUCUCCAAACAGCAAAGCCCUUCAUCUUACAUCUGAAUACAAGAAAACCUUAUUAGAUAAAUUGUCUAUUAGUAAACUGCUGCUAAAAACAGCAUGUGCUCAGUAAUAGAAACCAACUAUUACCAACUGAUGCAACCAACACCUAAGCAUAACUGAAACAAAUGGCCCAUAUUGGGAAAACAUGCUUUUUUUUUUUUUUUAAAUAAUAUAUUUCAUGUUCCAGGUCAAAUUAGCCAAAUCCAUUCCAAGUCAUAUCGAUUGAGCAGAACUCAGUCGUUCCAAAAGCCAUAUCAGCUGAGCAGGCAGAACUCAGUCUUUCUAAACACCACAUAUGGUGCUAUAACCAGUGAGCAUCCUUCACCUGAGACCUAUCACCCUGGGACUUCAGAUACUUCCAAAUCCAUUGGCAGGCAUCCUAUGUGCAGGACCAAGCUCGGAAGUCUUUGAUUUUGGAUGCCCCCAGAUAUUAGAAGCAAGCAUCCUCCAUCCCAGACUCUUUAGUUCGGCACUUCAGAUACUCCCUACACUCAGCUUUAGCCCACAAGAGGCCAAGAAGCAAUAUUGGACAAACAUGCAAGGAUAGAUUGAUGCACUCCAUCUGAAUAAAAUAGUGCCUUUUGAGUACAGUCCCCCUCAGUGCCGACUUUUUUUCAAUUCAGGAUGAGCCACUACAGUGCAUAUGUUUUGACUCCCUCUUCACUCCCACAGCUGAGCUGCACAUUUCUUUUCCAUUUCCAAUUAGUGCUGUUUCUUCAGUAGCCAAAAUGUCUGGCAAACAUCACCAAAUGGGGCCCCAAACAGUUUACCCAGUAUCCCUGUGUCAGCCCUCAGCCUGGCAUGGGAUUAGUUUGCCCUUUAUGAGGUAGAGCUGGACCAGGUUGUCCUGUGUCUUUUCUGCAUAUAAAUCUUUGGAGCAGAACUCCAAUCCCAGGACUCAUGACAAAAACACCCAGUUGUAGUCAUAAGUGGAAGCUAAUUGGCACAUUGAUCCUUUGUUGGUGGUGUCUGGAAUAUACACACAGACUGAGCAAUGCUGAGACAUGGGGUCACCAUAGCUUGAAAUGCUGUUGACUCUGAUGUGGCCCAGCCCAGUGAACUAUAUGGUAAAUCUUGAGCUUUUAGCUUUGGACUAAUACAAUGCAUAGUUCAUAGGCUCAGAUCAAGUAUAGUGGCUUCUUAACCUCGCAGGGUAAAUAUCAUGUCUCUGUGUCCAUGAAGACACUCCUCCUGAACUGCACUGCAGGAGAGUUGCUCAUCUGGCAUGGUUCAGUACCUGCUGAGGUGCAGUGGCUUUAAACCUAGUUUAUGGAAAUGGGAGUCUCCUCCCUUGUUUGCUUUGAUGGCCUUAUGGCUAAGGCCAUAGCAAGGGCAAGCAAAACUUGGGGGCAUCCGAACCCCAAGCCUCUGGGCUUGGGACUGCAAGUAGGAUGCCCACCAAAGGUUUUGGAAACAUCUGAAACCCCAGGUUUGGGUAGAGGAUGUUUACCGGUAACAGGACCACUUAUGGUUCUGGACUCUUGGAUUUAGAAUUAGGUUUGGCUAAUUUAGCCUUGAAUACAAAUUAUAUAUAUAUAAUGUGUAAAUCACUACAACUAUGAUUAAUUUCAAAGUCAGUUGUUCAAAUUUGUACCUCCUUUCCUCUGCUGAGGGAGAGCAGGGUCUAAGAGUAAGGAAGGAUCUGCAGAGCAGGAAAAGUUGGAGUGAGGCAGAGUGCAAACGGGUUACCUGACCCAUUAGAUUAAUUUUCCCUGUUGUAACAGUGGGAGGGGGGGAAUUCAAGGCAAGCCUCCAAUAAUUAGAUUCUAUACCUAAUAAAUUUAUACAUUUUCCAUAUGUAGAAACUAAUUAUUGAGGGGGGUCCUCUUAUAAUCAGGGUUGUCUUAUCUUUGAGUAAGUACGGUAGUUUUUUCAGAAUUGUGCUUUUACUGCAUGGCCUACUGAUUCUUCUCCGCCAGGCUUUGUGCCCUAUCUGUCCCCUUUUCCAUCAUCCCUUUUCUCCCACACCAGUCAUUUUCAAUUGAAUACCCUCUAGUGCCUACUACUCUCUUUUAUGGCUCACUUCACACAUUUCAGCAAUGCAUCUAACCAAAUAAUUGAUUUGAAUUUUUUUUACAAAACGUGUGCUUGAGCCUUGUACUAAAUACCCAUGAGAUCCUACUUCUAGAAUUUGUUCUUCAUCUUGCAGUCUCACUCACUUCCUGUGUCACCAUUUAUUAUGUUGUAUUCUAAUUUAAAUUCAGCUAUUGGGGGCACAGACUUUGCCUAAUUUAAUAAGAACUUGUUACCUAGGCUUGCUUGGAAAAUGAAAUUUUAUAUAAACAAUCCAAAACACAAUGUAUUGUUAACAGAAAUAAAUGGAAAAGAAUUACCAAA
Gavialis gangeticus (Gharial) is the source of this 6765-nucleotide messenger RNA. RefSeq names its product Sep (O-phosphoserine) tRNA:Sec (selenocysteine) tRNA synthase (gene SEPSECS). Bases 28 to 1506 code for a protein of 492 amino acids. Gene Ontology annotation, molecular function: tRNA binding; O-phosphoseryl-tRNA(Sec) selenium transferase activity. The record is from RefSeq and is a predicted model, not a curated record. Gene Ontology annotation, biological process: selenocysteine incorporation; conversion of seryl-tRNAsec to selenocys-tRNAsec. NCBI's taxonomy places the organism in Eukaryota, Metazoa, Chordata, Crocodylia, Gavialidae. The transcript has 11 exons.